AUGGAUUAUGAGGAAUUUGAUUUCUCGUUUGGCUCUCCUUAUAUGAACCAACUCCAUGAGUGUUGCUUAGAAAAUGCAUUCCCAUUUCAAACAGAAGAUAUAUCAUCACCAAAUACCAUAAUGGAUGAAAUGUUUGGUGAAGAGUCUAUGGAGGGCUUGCUUCUGCAACACACAAACAACCAGGACUUUGGUUUCAUGAAUCACAAUGAUCCACCAGAGAUUGAACUCUGUGAUGGAUUUGGUUCUAGCCCUGAGGAAAAUGUGCAUGUUUCAAUGGAAGAAGAAGAAGAAGGGGAUUGUUAUUUGAAGGGAAUCCAAGCAGAGGUGAUGGAACAGACUAGUUUAGCUGAUCUUCUGUUAACAGGAGCUGAAGCUGUUGAAGCACAAAACUGGGACCUUGCUUCAGACAUAAUUGAGAAACUCAACAAUGCAUCAUCUUUAGAAAAGGGUGAUGGUCUGUUGAACAGGUUGGCUUUUUUCUUUGCUCAGGGUCUGUAUUAUAAAAGUACAAAUGCCCCUGAACUGUUGUUGCAGCGUGGUGCUGUUUCUACACACAGAGAUGCUUUCUGUUUGUUUCAGAUUCUCCAAGAACUAUCUCCAUAUGUGAAAUUUGCUCAUUUCACGGCAAACCAAGCAAUCUUAGAAGCCACAGAAGGUGUUGAGAAUGUUCACAUCGUUGAUUUUGACAUCAUGGAGGGAAUCCAGUGGCCACCCUUGAUGGUUGAUCUUGCAAUGAGGAAAAACAGUACUACUUCCCUUAGAGUAUCGGCGAUCACAGUGGACCAGAGAGGUGCUGCUUCUGCUGAACAAACAGGAAGAAGGCUGAAAGAGUUUGCAGCUUCUAUAAACUUUCCAUUUACGUUUGAUCAAAUGAUGAUGGAAAGAGAAGAAGAUAUUGAAGGAAUUGAAGUUGGUGAAACAGUGAUAGUGAACUGUAUGAUAGACCAGUGGAUGCCUAAUAGGAGUUUCUCACUGGUGAAAACGUUUUUGGAUGGUGUGACGAAACUGUGGCCGAGGCUUGUGGUUUUGGUGGAAGAAGAACUGUUUAAUUUUUCAAGGCUGAAAUCAAUGUCCUUUGUGGAGUUCUUCUGUGAGGCUUUGCAUCACUACAGUGCAGUUUGUGAUUCACUUGGUAGUAGUGUGUGGGGUAGCCACAAGAUGGCGUCGAGGCUGAUAGAGAAAGAGAUUUUGGGGCUCAGAAUAUUGGACAGUGUGAGGCAGUUUCCUUGUGAGAGAAAUGAGAGAAAGGUUUGGGAAGAAGGGUUUUAUUCAUUGAAAGGGUUUAAAUGUGUUCCUAUGAGUAGUUGUAAUAUUUCACAGGCUAAGUUCUUGGUGAGCCUCUUUGGUGGAGGGUAUUGGGUCCAAUUCGAGAAGGGUAGGUUGGCCUUGUGUUGGAAGUCACGGCCUUUGACUGUGGCUUCAAUAUGGGUACCCAAGGGUUAUUCCAGUCAAAAAGUCAAUUAG
Vigna angularis (adzuki bean) is the source of this 1464-nucleotide messenger RNA. Its product is annotated as protein NODULATION SIGNALING PATHWAY 2. The record is from RefSeq and is a predicted model, not a curated record. The transcript has a single exon. Lineage: Eukaryota; Viridiplantae; Streptophyta; Magnoliopsida; Fabales; Fabaceae. Gene Ontology annotation, cellular component: nucleus. Gene Ontology annotation, molecular function: DNA-binding transcription factor activity; sequence-specific DNA binding. The coding region runs from base 1 to 1464 and encodes 487 amino acids. Gene Ontology annotation, biological process: regulation of DNA-templated transcription.